GCAACACGCCGCACAGACGUUCCCAGUUGCUCAACGUAGACGUUACGUUUUUUCGAAAGACGCGGAGAACGUUCGAUUCUUAAAACUCAGAUUUGUGUURUCUGCUACAUUUCUGUGCAUUAAAAUUUCUAUUAACUUUUACCGGAUUAACAGUGGAGCACAAUCGAAAGUGAGCAAGCAGUUUUAUACUUAGAAAACAAAAAUCGAAAAUAAAUMAAAAAACACAAAAUAAUCGGCCAGGAAUCACCUGUAUUUGGAUAACAGUUCUUCGUGAAUUUUCUCAAAGUGCAAAUCUGAAACUAUUUGCUACUAAACUGGUGUAAAAAAACUAUUGAAGUUUGUGAAUAUUGACAUAAAAAGUGUGAACAGGACGUGAUUUAUAAAAUAAAAAAGAAGUAAAAAUAAAAACAAUUAAAAAGUCUUUUUCAAACUUUUACUCUAGAAAAUUGUGUGAAAGCAUAAAGCAGGUGUGCUCUAUAUAAAUCUGWACAAAAUUUAAAAGUUUCUAAGGAAAAUCGAAAAAUGCGCUGACUUGAGUUUCGCUGGCGUCAAUCGCCGCCACCAGUGUGAAUUGAAGUAAAGUAGAAGUACUUAAAAGAUUUUCGAAAUUUCGUGGGUUUAUCUCACUGACACUCGUAAAUGUCGUGUGAGAGCUCGCUGCAACAUCACACCUUCAACUCAUACCACCACCAAGCCAUCAAUGCAAUCACAACAACAACAUAAGCAAAUAUUUUGACGAAACAAAAAAGGAAAAUUCAAAAGAACUGUGUGUGUGGAUAUUUCGAUAACUAACACUCUGCAUUAUAGCAAGAAGAAAUAAGAAUUUCAAUAGCAAUUUUGGGAAAAAAUUAACUAAGAUUUUUUUAAUUAAAAACAGACAACUGCGGCCGAUUUGAGCCGCUCAACAGUCUCCAAACUGCUUGCGGAUUAUUAACUGUGCAACAAAACAUACUUGCAAACAAACGUACUCACAUACUCGCUGUUUUCUUUUCGCCAGCAAUCAUUGCACCAAAAUUCACAGCAAACUGCAUCCAUGGAUAUGGCCGCCAACGAAAUCAUGGCCGCCAAUGAGAUUAUGGCGCCCAAUGUCAAUGCCAAUUGCCAAUAUUCGACACGAUACUGUUGGGAGGCAGAGAAGGUCAAAACAUUAAUCAGAUUACGUGCGGAACUCUCACCGCUAUUCACAGGCAAGCGUAAUGCCUCCAAAUAUGCUUGGGCGGUCGUGGAGCGCAAACUCAAUGUUCCACUGCCACUUUCGAAGAUCAUCAAAAAAUGGAAUAAUCUACUGCAAGAAUACAAAGCCAUUAAAAUGUCCGAAGAGCCAAAGCGCCGCGAAUGGCCCUUCUUCACACUGAUGGAUGUCUAUUUCAGCGAUCAGGUCAACGAUCCUUCGUUACGUCUCUUCUCCUCUACUAAAACGCUCCGCGAGACAAUCGAUGACAGCGUCUUCGAAGAUGAUCCCAUUAUUGUAUCCGCCAUAGAGGCAGCUACUUCAGGGGCUUACAUGGACAUUGAUGAGCUCAUACGCCGCCAAAAAGAACGUGCCGAAAAGAAAUACGCUUUGGCUGGUGGCGGCAUUGGCGAUUACAAAUACGACAUCAAACCGAUGUUGCAGAACAGUAAAUUUAACAGUAACGAUACGUUGAAGCUAUCGAAGAGCGUCGAUGACUUGAGCAUGCAACAGUACAAAAUAAAAGACGAACUCAUGCGACAGCACGAACAGGAGCAGCAGGAKAAUAUACUCAAGAUCAAGCAGCACGCACRUCAACAGCAGCAGCAGGUCCAACAACAGGCGCAGCGUGAGCGGGAGCGUGAACGCCAGCGUGAACAACAAGCUGUGCAACAACAACGCUUCUUACAUGCCGCAGUUGGCCAACAACAAUUGCCGCCACCACCGUCGCCGCAUGCAGUGCAUCGCCUGCCACAGCAACCGACMCCACCACCGGGGCUGCAACAUGCCUUGCAGCAGCAACAUCAACAUUUGUUGCAGCAACACCAACAGCAGCAGCAGCAGCAGCACCAUCUUCUCCAUCAACAACAGCAACGUCAACAGCAAUUACAACAACAGCAGCAACAACAACCACAGUCGCAACCGCAGCAAUUAUCACCGUCGAUUGUACUGCCACCGCCGCCCACACCACCCACCACAGCUCAACAGAUACACAUACAGACGGCCCAACACCAGGCCACUCAACAGCAGUUGCACUUGCAACAGCAACAACAGCAGCAGCAACACAAUCCACAGCAUCCACAGCAGCAACAACAAGGAUACACCGAUCCCAACACGAUCGACCAGUACCUCCUGUCGUGGAAUAACUUCCAUGGUAACAUGUGUCGUGGCUUCCACACCCUACAAAAGGACGAGAAGAUGGUGGACGUAACGAUCGCCGCGGGCGGAAAAAUAUUCAAAGCACACAAACUCGUACUAUCCGUUUGCAGUCCAUACUUUCAACAAAUAUUCCUUGAGAAUCCCUCCAGUCACCCUAUAYUAUUAAUGGCUGAUGUAGAAGCACCUCAUAUGGCUGGUUUACUGGAUUUUAUGUACAGUGGACAGGUUAAUGUAAAAUACGAAGACCUACCUGUUUUCCUAAAAGUAGCUGAAGCAAUGAAGAUCAAAGGACUGCACACCGAGAAAAACAUGAACGAUGAUAAGGAAAAUGGCUCUUCACAAGACGGCGACUCUCUGGCAACACCAACCGGUUCUGGUACUCAAUGUCACUUCGACCGUGCCACACACAGCGUUAACAUAACCGGUCACCCAUAUGGACAAUCCCCAAUACACCCGCAACAACCACCCCAACAGCCAUCUGCACCACCGCCACCACAGUCAACCGCUCAGACGGCGCUUGAACAUAGCAUGAACGGCACCGGCGGACCACUUUCGCCAUCCCCAGGUUUUGCCAGCUUCCGUGAUCAUAUCAAGUCUAAAGCGAGCUUCGCGGAAACUUUUAUGAAGAAUCUAAGUCGCAAUAACAACAAUAACAGCAGCAUUAAUAAUUACAAUAAUUUGAGCAACUCGUUGCCGGAGUCGACCGCAGUAACACGGAAGUCGGAUAAUUUCGCCAUUAUACAAGCGAAUAGCAAAAAGAUCUUAGACACAUCAAAGAAACCACAUAAAUAUCUCGCUAAACGGAAAAUACUGAUGCAUUACAAUGAGGAGCUGAAUGAGAAGCGCAGGAAGGAGAUGGAUUGCUACAGCGUUGAGACAGAUGUGAACAGCAAUUUGGAUGUCACGCUAGUGGAAACAAACAAAACGACAUCGGAGACCUUAGGAUUAACACCAGCAAUUUCGGUUAGCGCCAUAAGCAACAGUAGCAGCAAUAACUACAAGAUACGACUUAUGGAGAAGCAUCAAAAUGACACGGCCGCCCAAGCAGCAGCUGCCGCCACCGCUGCCGCCAAUACUGUCACAUCAAAACACAACAACAAUGACGACUCAAUCAAUAAUAACGAGUCUCAUACCACAAAGGAAACCACACCGCUGGAAGAAGAAGUCACAGAAGCAUUAAAUCUCGUGCAAAAUUGUACUACAACCAGCAGCUCGUACGAUGGUUCGAAGGCCGCAACCGACACGAGCGAGAAAACAAGUUUSAAGGAAAAAACGACAUCUAGCAGCAGCAUUUGCCCGCUUGUGCCUUUAAUCAACAUCAAAGUGGAGCAGCCCGACUCGAGCUACAAUAUGGGAAAUAUGAGUAGUGGCCUAAGCAGUGGAGCUAGUAGCAGCGGCUGCAGCAUUGGUGGGCGCAGCAGUACAAGUACAUCAGAUGAGGAUGAGCUGGAGCGCGUGCGAGAACGAGAACUGGAACGUGUGUUGGAACGCGAGCGGGAGCAUGAAAGUGAGCGCGAACGUGAACGAGAGCGCACACUUGAUCGUGAACAUGAGAGGGAACGCAAUCAAUAUCACAGUGAUUAUAAUAAGGACGAAAUGGAGACAGAUCCCAACAAUAACAACAGCAAGGACACCGCAAACUUGAAUAAGAACGUUGCGCUCAUACAUGCAAUUACACGCAAUUUGGAACAUCCUAAAAGCGACAACAACAAUAAUCACACAGAACUAGAUUUAAGUAGUACGCAUUUAAGCAGUUUGGGAUUGGUAGCCGGCAUUACCGACAACGAGACUGUCAAGAAUAUAGCGACAGCUGAGAUCUUGUGCGGGCUGAAGAGUAAAGUCUUCAAAAUGGAGAAACUAGACGAGGAUCGUGAGCGGGAACGUGAGAACUGUCGUAGCUUGAGUGAGAUAAAAAAUGCGGGUGAUUGACAAUUGAGCGCGUUGACACGAAAAGCGCAUUAAGRUUUGGGAUAAGCGGCCGCGUGAAAGCAUCAGCCCAGAUCAUACAAAUUUUAUUGAAGGGAUGGACAGAUUUCGAACAUCUUCGGUAAGACACCGUUUUGACGUGGAAAGUGUCCGUCAAGCGUUAGUUUAGUUGAUACGUUCAAAUGCAUUUGUUUAUUAUUUUUAUUAUUUUUGUUAAUUGGUAGUUAUUUAUUUUUUACAUACUCGUACAGAGAUGCUUACAGGUAUGCAUGCAUACAUUGUUCUACUUCCUCCAUUUAUUUAGUAAGUACCCAUGAGUAGGUAGAUUAAGAUACAASUAAUAAGUUAUGUUUAAUGUGUGGAAUAGAUAAAACUUAGAUUUAAGCAGCGAAAAUGUUGAUAAAUAAAAAUAUGGCAAAUUAAAAUAAGAGAUUGAACAGAGUUGACAGAAGACGACAAAAUAUAUAUUUCCCUGCUUACUCAAUUAUUAGAAGAAACCAUCAAGCCCUUUUGAUCAUGAAUAUUUAUUAAAGGCAUCUCAGCGCAAGAAGAUACCCAAUUAGCCGAAUAUUCGUUGACUUUGAAUUUUGACCUUGAGMAAAUAUAAAUUGUGUUAUAAAGCUAGAAAUUGGCAAACAUUUUUGCAUAUGCGUACAUCUCUUUUGUACGAUGUUUAAAGGAAAUGUGCUAGUUAAUAAACAAUGAGAUAAAGUGAAUCAUUUAAAUUAAAAUAGAAAUAGUAAUUAUUUUACUAUACCUGAUCAGCUCAUAAAUUAUGUGAAAACAUUAAAUUAAAUAUUUUAUAUCACUUUGCUGCAGCUUAACUUGCCAGCUCUAUUUUUAAUACUUAAAAUACAUUUUAUUGUUAAAUACCAGGGAAACUUGUAAAACUUUAAAGGAGUUUAGGAAUUUUAAAGAACGUUUUAACCCAUAAAACCCCUAAAAUAAUAACAAGUAUUAAUUUAAUGCACUUAAAUAAUACGAUAACAACUUAUUUAUAUUAAUAUGUCUUAAUCCCACUAAAACCAUUAAAAUGGUUACAAAAACGGAUUGGGCAGUGCAAGCAGAGCUUAUGUUAUUAUUUCAGGAAAUUAUGCUCCGAUUUCAUAUAGAUUUUUUUUUUAAAUUUUGUUACCAUGAAUUAUUGUUGUUUGGUAGAUUCCCGAUAAUCAAUUAAUAAUCAAUGUAGAUUUUUUAAUAUCACUACUUUUCUGCAAUUUUAUAAUUUUAAUUAAUAUUUAUUUCAUCUCAUUUGCUAUUUAUUGUCGCAUGUUAUCGCACACAAAUCAAUUACUCAAUUAUUUUUUCGAUAUAUAUUACUAAGCUACAUCUAUUUCAUGAUUUUUAAUAUUCAUUCGAAUGUACUAUAUACAUAUGAAUGUGAAAAGUUCACAUUAAAACAAAAUACUGAAUAUGCAUCGGCUGUUAGUAGAACCCCCAUCCCACAUGUACGUAUUUAUAUUAGCAUAGUAAAGUCUAUACAUAAAUACGGACAGGAAAAUCGUCGCAUUUCACCAUUCACCACAUUGAAUAAGAAUAUGUAAAAUAAUAUAAAAGUAAAGUCCGUGCG
Messenger RNA from Bactrocera latifrons, 5825 nucleotides. RefSeq names its product putative mediator of RNA polymerase II transcription subunit 26. Gene Ontology annotation, biological process: regulation of transcription by RNA polymerase II. Gene Ontology annotation, cellular component: nucleus. Bases 1034 to 4258 code for a protein of 1074 amino acids. The transcript has 8 exons. Gene Ontology annotation, molecular function: protein binding. The record is from RefSeq and is a predicted model, not a curated record. Lineage: Eukaryota; Metazoa; Arthropoda; Insecta; Diptera; Tephritidae.